GUAACCAACGGGGCACCCAGCUCUAAACUCCGGUUCACCCUGAACCUUCCACCCCAAGACAAGCUGUCCCACCCUGCAUCCUCUCCUUCCUCGCCUCCUCCAGCUUGCCUUUCUCCUCCUUCCUGGAAUCCACAGGCCCAUCUGGACUCCCAGUCAGCCCUCUACCCCAAUGAGGGGCAGGGGGAGGCACCGGGGGCCCUGGAUGUGGACCCCCAGCCUCUUCAGCAAUCUACACCGAGAAAUGUCAGCGACUCAGGGCAGCAGUCCCACCAUGAUGCAUCCACUAUAACAGACCUUUGCUCAGACCUGCCGGAGCUGGAGAUAGUGAGUCUGCUGUCAGAAGGUCAGCCCAAGUACACUCUUCGGGCAGACACUGUGUUUGGAUACGACCAGGACGACUGGCUGCACACCCCCCUGGUGCCAGCAGAGGUCGUCCUAGGACUCACACGUGAACAGAUCGAAGAGACGUUCAAGUAUUUCUUGCUGUGCUCAGACAGAGUGGGCCAGGUCACCAAGACGUAUCAUGACAUCAAGGCGGUCACCCACCUGCUGGAGGAGAAAGAGCGAGAUCUGGAGUUGGCAGCGCGAAUCGGCCAGUCCCUCCUGAAGCAGAACCAGGAGCUAACAGCUCGCAAUGAAACCCUGGACGAGCAGCUGGAAAUCGCAAAGGAAGAGAUCUCCCAACUUCGCCAUGAGCUGUCGAUGCGAGACGACUUGCUGCAGUUCUACGCCAGCACAGAGGAGACAGAGAACUCUCAGAGCCUCUCGCCGAUUAAAAGAAACGAAUCCAGCAGUUCUCUCAGCAACUUCGUACAUUAUGACUUUUUGCAUCAGAAGCUCAAGGGUUUGGAGGAGGAGAACCGCAAGCUUAGAUUAGAGGCCACCGAGCUCUCCUCCGAGACGACUAACUACGAGGAGCAGGAACAGGAGCUGAUGAUGGUGUGUGUGGAGGAGCUCUCGUCUGCAAAUAAACAGGUGGUGAACCUGUCGGAGGAGCUGGCCCGAAAAGUAGAGGACACUGUCCGACAGCAGGAAGAGAUCAGCUCACUGCUCGCCCAGAUCGUCGACCUGCAGGCCCGCUGCAAAGGGCUUGUUCAUGAGAACGAGGAGCUGAACCACCAACUGAGUGCCUCCAGGGAGAACGAAUCAAAGCUGAAAUCAGAGCUCAAGGACUUGCAGGACAAGUACUCUGAGUGUGAGGACAUGCUGCACGAGGCACAGAAGGACAUCAAAAACCUGCGAAACAAGAGUCUGCCCAACAGUACGGUGCAGAGGUACACCGCGCUGGCCUCGGUCCUCCCCAUGGACUCUCUGGCUGCGGAGAUAGAGGGCACCUUCAGGAAGGGUCUGGACUCUCCCACUCCCUCGGAGUACAAGAACCACCCGUGGCGCGUGUUUGAAACGGUAAAGGUGGUAAACAAAGCAGGACGGAUGCGGUCCCAGUGUCUCUCACCGGGGCUGCCGGGAUCCAGCCCAGUGUCCGCACGCUCCAGUUGCACCAGCACCCCACGCACCAGCUACUACGGUUCUGACAACGCCAGCUUCAUCCUGGAGGAAAAGCCCAGCUCCAGUCCGGCUCAAAAGGAGGACAGCAAUGUCAGUGGGCCCAAACCCCUGGGUCAGCCCGGCACACCUGGUGGUCAGGACCUAGAAGCUGCUCUGCGCAACCUCUCCGCCCGCCAGCAGAGCCACUCCUCUGACCGGCCCUUCUUUGACGUGGAGAGGGAACGCAAACUGCGGGCCUUGGCGGCAAACUGCGAGGAGGGCGACGGCUCCAGCGGCUUCCUGACACCCAACGACAGCCUGGCCUCUAGCUCAGCCGCAUCGACGGGCACCAAUUACUCCAACGGGAGCUCGCGGCACUCCUGUGGCUCCUCAGGGGGCUCCAGGUCCUACCUGCCAGACCGCCUGCAGAUUGUGAAACCUCUAGAAGGCUCGGUGACUCUGCACCACUGGCAGCAGCUAGCCAAACCAAACCUGGGGGGCAUCCUCCACCCUCGUCCGGGAGUCCUGACCAAAGACUUCAAGGAGCUGGAGGUGGACGUUCAGCACGUCUACAGCCUGAACGACCUGGAGGAGGAUGAGCCGGACCUGUCACAGCUCUCUGCUGCUCAUGGUUUGGCCUCUUCAUCGGGUCCCAACCUCCCUCAGACCUUCCCCACACAUCCCAAAACCACCUGCCAAGUCCUCCAACCCUCCCCUCUCAUCCCCUCCUUCUCCAAUCGCCUUCGCUCUUUCAGCCUGCCACCUCGUCGGGACGGUGAGAACGUGAGCGCCUCCUCCUCCUCCUCCUCCCACCUUCAGCACUUUCACCACAGUAGCCUCACCUCCACCGCCGCCACCUCCUCACUGGGACUCCUGCAGCUGCUGCAGCAGCACGGCAUCUCCGCCUCCACCGACCCCUACAGCAACCCGCACUGCGGCCCCGCUGCGCCGCCUCCCGCCUCCUCCGCUGGGAUACAGAGAGGAGGACGCGGCUCGUCCUCGGACACAAGCCGAGAGAGGAGCCUCUUCAGCCUGAACUUGGUGGAGAAGCUCCAGAGCCUCGGGCUGCACAGGGUGGCAGCCUGGGGCAUGAUGGGCCGCGGUGGGUACGAGAGACACCAUCACCCCACAAAGUUGUGACACGCUCACUUGACUUACUCCUCUUCACAGCAGUGACUUCCCAUUAAGCCAUGAGAUUCCCCACUGUGCAAUUCACGACCCACCACAGCACCCGUGUCUUAGACAGACAGAACGCCACCGAAUGUGUUGGAGCCACGCUUAGAGACGUUAUCCGCGUAGAGUGAUGAUGAACUCGCGUUCGUUCAGCUAGUGUUUCAUCUCAGGAGCUGAUCUCCACUGCUUCUUGUCACGCACACGUAGAACGGCAGACAGAAUCUUUUUAUAUUGUGUUUGUGAAUAUCAUUUUACUAUUUUCUCCAUCACUGGUUUUAAAAAUGUAAUCGCUUGUUUGUUUGUUUUUUUUAGUUCCCAAAGUGUAGAUGCUACCAUUCUUGUUUGAUAUUUAAGAAAAAAAAAAAAGACUACAUGCAGUAUAAACUGAAGUUGUGACACUGAAGAACAUCCAGAUGCACCAAAGCACUGGUCUCCCUGUAUUUCAGGGCUGCUACACUGAGGAAACGCUUCAUGUUGAACAGAACAUUCAGGUCCGCUGAUGCAGUCGAGCUGCGACUCACAGCCCCCCCCCCCUGCACACAUUCUCUUCUCUGAUGUUUCUGUAAAUCUGAGCCACGCCCGUUGACGGGUUGGACUUUCAGCGUCAAAGAAACCGAUCGUGUCGACUCUGCUGUAUCUCACGCCGUCAGGUAUCUGUUCAUCUGCUGGCAUUUCUGUCGGAUCAGGAUCGUUUUUCUCUGGGCAUUUAAGAGUCAUUUCUUUUACUGUUUAAACACUGAGCUUCAUUCAGAACGAAUCAAAUGUAGCAAAACGACGUAGCAUAGUGUGGAUUUAGAAGGGAAGAAAUCAAACAAGCAGGUUGUAAUCAGUUUUUUUUUUACCUAAAUACGGCACUUUCCUGUUCCUCUGCACUGCUUUUCACUGUAGUCUGCCAGCUGUGUGUCAGUGUGUGUUUUACCACCUGAGAAUAAAACUGUACAUCUCCGUCCA
Molecule: messenger RNA, 3609 nt
Organism: Fundulus heteroclitus (mummichog)
Lineage: Eukaryota; Metazoa; Chordata; Actinopteri; Cyprinodontiformes; Fundulidae
Gene: hap1
Product: trafficking kinesin-binding protein 1
Exons: 15
Biological process (GO): neurogenesis; neurotrophin TRK receptor signaling pathway; anterograde axonal transport of mitochondrion
Cellular component (GO): dendrite
Molecular function (GO): signaling receptor binding
Source: RefSeq, a predicted model, not a curated record